Pseudophryne corroboree (corroboree frog) is the source of this 1226-nucleotide messenger RNA. Its product is annotated as inositol 1,4,5-triphosphate receptor associated 2-like. Bases 189 to 1163 code for a protein of 324 amino acids. Lineage: Eukaryota; Metazoa; Chordata; Amphibia; Anura; Myobatrachidae. The transcript has 12 exons. The record is from RefSeq and is a predicted model, not a curated record.
AUGCAUGGUCAUGUGAUGAGGUGUGUCCAAUGAUGUUAGUGGUAUAGCUCACCAUGGUGACCCAUCCUCACAUCUCUCUCACUCCUGUAUGAACAUUUAUUUUCAGCAGACUAUACAUCAAUUUUAUUACACUGGAGACCGCGGACUCCGCUCCUGCAGAACACUGUGAGGAUUCCUAUGGAGAUGCCAUGGAGAUGGCACACCGCCUGGCACUGGAGGGGAGGUGCCAGAGGCUGAAGCAGGAGAGCACACAGCUGUAUGAUGCCCUGGAGGCAGCGGACAUGGAGAUGCAGAGAUUGCUGGAGGAAGCGGCAUCAGUGCGAGACCAGAACAACAGCUUGCAGAAAGAGAACGCCCAGCUCAAGGAGCUUCUGAAGGAGGCGGAUGACCUGAAGAUACUUGUGGAGCAGAAUAAGGAGGCGGCAUGCACCGCGGAGCAACAGAAGGUGGCGAUGGAGCGGCGUUGUCAGCAGAUGGAGGAGAGCGCAGAGCAGCUGUCGCACCAGAUCAGCGACUGCGGACAUGAGAACAAGUCACUGCGCGAUGAGGUCACCAGACUGAGGCAGCUGAUCACAGAGCUGGAGACAAAUCUGCACAGCAAAGCCCUGGAGCUGAAAGAGACGGAGGAGACGUCGCUGAAGAAAGACUCAGCCAUGGAGGAGAUGACACUGACAGUGAAUGAAUACUCCACUAUUAUAGAGGUUCUGAAAGGCAGGAUCCGAGCGUUGCAGUCUCAGCAGGAGCUGACCAGCCAGGAGAUCGCACUCAGGAAAUCAAUGGAGCAGACAAUGGCGCUGUCAUCUGAUCCGGCGGCGGGCGGCACUUUGAUGUACGAGAUGGUCCAGGCCAAUCUGGAGAAGCAGCUGCUGCUAGGUCACUGGAAAAAGGAACAACAGAAGAGAAGCAGCAUUAUAAGGUCGCUGUGUAAUAUGCUGCUGCGACUGUUGUGGUGUUACUGCAAGGUCUUUUUCUUCUCUGGCUUCCUGCUCCUCUUCUUCUGCCAUCUGAUGCAAUUCAUCCAAGCGCAGAACCCCGACUUCCUGAGGUGGGUCAUACGCAGAGUCUGCUCUACACAAACCAUGGACAUAAUUCAGGACUUACUACUGAAGCUUUUCCUGCCUUCGCUGACAACCUACUGCGGACCGUGUAUAGUGCCGGUAUGAGUACGCCACAGGAAGGGACUGAUGUGACAAAUCACCUCAGAUAAAUAAACCACUUCCACCGGA